AUGCCUGGGGCUACUUACGUGGCGAGAGCCAAGCGCCGUUUCAAGCUGUCCAUCCCGGAUAUAUACCACAGCCGGCUGCUGGCCUCUCUCGGUCCCCUGGCCUUGGACAAGGAGGCUCCGCAGAAGCCUGUGAAACAGGAGAUAAUGUCAGAGGAAAGGUUCUGGGGCGACCACCAGCCCCUCUCCAAGAUCCCAUUUAAAAUUCUGAGCGGGCAUGACCAUGUUGUGAGUUCCUGCCACUUCUGCGUGAACGACACCAAGCUCCUCAGUGGCUCCUAUGAUCGCACUGUGAAACUGUGGGAUGCCAUGGACGGAUCUGUGAUUCGGGAUUUUGAGAAAGGGCCCUCAGCUCCUGUUACAGAGUGCAGCAUCACAGCUGACAGCAGAAGAAUUAUUGCAGCAUCCUAUGACAAAACAGUGAGGACUUGGGACCUUGAAACAGGCCAGCUACUGUGGCAGACCAACCAUGAUUACUUCAUAGUGUCCUGUAAGUUGUCUCCUAACGGCAAAUAUGUGGCCUUAAGCUUGGAUGCGGAUCGUGGAAUCUGCAUAAUGGAUGCGGAAAACACCACCAUUUUGGCAAACAUUAAAGAUCAUCACAGAAGAUCAAUCAUGGCAUGCUGCUUUGACCCUGACAGCCAGAAGUUGGCUUCUGUCUCGUUGGAUAGGUCCAUCAAGAUCUGGGAUGUCACAUCCAAAGCCACACUGCUUACCAUCACAAAGGCACAUGAAAAUGCAAUCUCCAACUGCUGUUUUACCUUCAGUGGCCAUUUCCUGUGUUCCAGCUCCUGGGAUAAAAAAUUAAAAAUAUGGAAUGUCCAUACAGGGGAGUUUCGAAACCGUGGAGCCUGUGUGACUCUAAUGCAGGGCCACAAAGGUUGUGUGAGCUCCUGCUGCUUUGCCAGAGACAACUCUUUUCUCAUUUCUGGAGGGUUCGACAAGUCUGUGGCUAUUUGGGAUGUAGGAGAAGGCUACCGGAAGCUAUCCUUGAAGGGCCAUGAGGACUGGGUAAUGGAUGUUGCUAUCAGCAACAACAAGAAAUGGAUCCUAUCUGCUUCGAAGGAUAGGACCAUGAGACUAUGGAAUAUUGAAAAGAUCGACCAAGUUCCUUUGGUAAUUGAGAACCAAAAGGCUAUGGGGACUCUAGUGAAACAGUGCGAAGGAUGUGACAGGCCAUUUUCCACCUUGGAAAGUGACAGCUCGUUUGAAAUAGUCACCAAAUGUAUCUUCUGCCGGAGAGAUGCGACGGACUUGCCAGCAGCGGCUUCAUCAUCAUCAUCAGAAACAGAGAACAAGGAGGACUGACGGCCACUGGGCCCUUUCAUUGACUUGAUCAUGGGUCACCUGUCACCCAGGUUGUGGGGCUCUCUGCAGGGAUCCUUCUCAGGGUCCCUCCCCACCUGAGUGGGCCUGUGAGACUGGGGUAGGGGCCAAUCCCUGGCUGGGCUCUCAGUUCAGGGCCACCUCCUCAGCUCCACAGCAUCCUUGAGGGUUGAACACUUCAGUUUUCAUGCAGAAUAAAUCUAGAUUCCUUUGGAAAACAAGUGUGCAUAUGAAUUGUAGAAGCAGUUUGCUAUUUCUAAGCUUAACGUCCUGGUGUUCAUUCUGUCUCAUUUUGGGGAUGCGUUAUGGACUCCUAUUCUGGAGUCUUGGGCCUCUGGGACUGGUAUCACCAUUUCCCGAGGAUGGGUUUGUCAAAUGAACAUGAAGAUGUGUGGGGGUCCCCCCUCUGUGAUUGAGGAUGGCAAGGCAUUGUGGCUUAUAUGGUUUGACUAUGAUUUGUUCCCUAAGAGUUCAUAUCCUGGAAGCUUGGUCCCCAAUGGCGGACACAUCAUGGGAAGGUAUCAAUACCUGCUUCUUGGAAGUGGGUUAGAUAUCAGGGGACUGAAUUUGCUACUUCAAGAGCAGAUUGUUAUAAAGUUAGGCCACCCCUGUGUUUGGUUUCUUCUACAUGUGCUACUUGCUGUUCUUACAUGUGCUCCUGUCAUGUGAUGCCAACUGCCAUGUUAUGACCAUAUGAAGCACUAAUCAGAUGUCACUGCAUGAUCUUGAACUUUCCUGCCUCUAGAACCAUGA
Molecule: messenger RNA, 2076 nt
Organism: Marmota flaviventris (yellow-bellied marmot)
Lineage: Eukaryota; Metazoa; Chordata; Mammalia; Rodentia; Sciuridae
Gene: Wdr88
Product: WD repeat domain 88
Molecular function (GO): protein binding
Source: RefSeq, a predicted model, not a curated record